GGAAUGUAAAGUUAGAAAGAUUUCAUAAUGGCGGACGACGGACACGUGAAAAGCAAAGAUUUGAAAGAUUUAAAGGUUGUUGAGCUUCGUAAAGAAUUGCAUGAGAGAGGAUUGAGUAUUACUGGCAAUAAAAGUGACUUAAUUUCUCGUUUGGAAGAACAUCUUUUAAAACAUGCAGAUGAAGGAGAAGAAAUCGAGGUUGAAGAAGGAGUAUUUGAUAGUGAGAUUGAAAACAUAACUACUGAUCUUGAACACGAUGACUUGACUGAAGAUACUUUUGAUGAGCAAGACAGUGGAAAUGAUUCAAAAAAUGAGCAAACUGAUGAAAAGUCUGAUGUACCAAGUGAAAACAUUCCUCCAGAUGAUGAUUUAUCAAAUGUUGAAGAUAGCUUAGAGCUGAUCAAAUCUGAUGAGCAGCCAAGAAAAACUCCAUUGACCUCCCUAAAAACAGAAAGUGAAAGAAAACUAGAUCGACAAAAAAGAUUUGCUAUUCCUCUUAAUGAAAAACAAAAGAAACUUGCCAGAGCUGAAAGAUUUGCCAUCAGUGGUAGCAAAACUGAAGGAAUAGUCAGGGAAUCAAGUCAAUUGGAAAAAUUAUCAAAACGAGCUGAGCGGUUUGGAGCUGUCUCUAAGGCUGUUGCUAAAACAGUUGAAGAGGAGAAGAUGAAAAAGAGAAAAGAAAGAUUUGGUGCUUUAACAUCAGCCUUACCAUCUGAUGUUGAGACAAGAAAGAAGAUGAGAAGUGAAAGAUUCAAGUCUUGAACAUUGUGCAAAUGACUAUGUUUUACUGCACAUUUAAAAUUCUUCAUUCAUAGACAUCCUAUAAAGUGUAUUUUUCAUAUAAGAUAAACAUAAUCUUACAAGAUGAAUCACAUUUAUCAAUCAUUGUUUAAAACAUUCAAGAUAUUCCUAUAGUUGUAAAAAACAGACGUGGUUGAAAUGCAUUUGUCAUGGAUUUGGCAAAAUUCAUUGUAAACAAUGUUACAAAUUAGUACCUUAUAACAAUAAUUUACAACUAGAAGACAAUAACUUUGCUCAUCACUGCAAGUUGUACAUAGAGUUGCUCAUUUUGAGAUUGUAAAUUCUGUCAAGUGUUAUUGGUAUAAACGGUACAGUUGAUACUA
Molecule: messenger RNA, 1124 nt
Organism: Xenia sp. Carnegie-2017
Lineage: Eukaryota; Metazoa; Cnidaria; Anthozoa; Malacalcyonacea; Xeniidae
Product: SAP domain-containing ribonucleoprotein-like
Exons: 11
Coding region: 28-762 (244 amino acids)
Biological process (GO): poly(A)+ mRNA export from nucleus
Cellular component (GO): nucleus
Source: RefSeq, a predicted model, not a curated record